Molecule: messenger RNA, 771 nt
Organism: Colletotrichum orchidophilum
Lineage: Eukaryota; Fungi; Ascomycota; Sordariomycetes; Glomerellales; Glomerellaceae
Product: short-chain dehydrogenase
Exons: 1
Coding region: 1-771 (256 amino acids)
Source: RefSeq, a predicted model, not a curated record
AUGUCUUCGGGACUCACUUACCUCAUCACCGGCGCCAACCGUGGCAUCGGCAAGGGCUUCACCAACCUUCUCCUCCAGCGCCCCUCAACAACAAUCGUCGUCGGCGUCCGCGACCCAGCCGCCUCAGCCUCCAAGGCCCUCUACGACCUCCCCAAGGCCGAGGGCUCCAAGAUCAUCGUCGUGAAGAUCGACUCCUCUGUCGAGUCCGACCCGGCCGCCGCCGUGGCGACCAUCCAAAAGGAGCACGGCAUCACCGCCCUGGACGUCGUCAUCGCCAACGCGGGAAUCUCCCACACCUCGGUCGACAUCGCCGCCACCUCCACCCAAGCCGCCCUGGACCACUUCGCCGUCAACUCCGUCGCGCCUCUCGUUCUCUUUGGCGCCGCGAAGCCCCUGCUCCAGGAGAGCAAGUCCAAGAACCCCAUCUUUGUCGCAAUCUCCUCCGCCAUUGGCAGCAACGGCCUCGCCGAGACAAUCUUCCAGAUCCCGAGCCCCGUGAGCCCCUACGGCGCUUCCAAGGCCGCGCUCAACUGGUUCGUCCGCAGACUGCACUUUGAGGAGCCGUGGUUGACCGCCUUUGUGUUCCACCCCGGCCUGGUCGAGACGGAUAUGGCGGCUGGCCUGGCCGCCAAGACCGGCGCCGACCUCAGUGCUUUCGGUGCUAUUUCUGUUAAGAAGAGCGUGGAUGAUAUGGUGGCUACCAUCGACAAGGCCACCAGAGAGAUUAGCGGCUCGUUCAAGAACCACGAUGGCACUGACCUGCCUUGGUAA